UUGAAGAAUUAUACUUUUAUAUAGGCCUACAUUCGUCUUUUAUUUAUGGCAAAUCGGAGGUUGAAAAAAAUGUCCCUCGUAUAUCAAUUUUCGUAUUACCGUUAAUCAUUUUAUCUCCAAAUUUAAAAGGGCUCCAAAAUCGAGUGGAAAUGCUGCCGGCGAUUUCGCAGAAGUCGUUUUCUGGAUAAUUAAAAAUCGGCAUUCUGCUAGUGGCAAACUCUCGCUUGUGGAUGUCAAUAGUCAUCUGGAUAAUCUUGCAAUGAAACAUGCUGAGCAUAAUCCACGGGGAUUCGACGAUGAACUGCUGUCGAUGAUUCAGCAGAUGACGCCAUUAGAGAUUAAGUGGUUGACACGUUUACUGUUGAAAGAAAUGAAACUUGGCAUGGGCCACAAGAAAGUGCUUUUCGCGUACCACCGUGAUGCUAUCGAUUUGUUCAAUGUGUCAUUCAGCCUUCAAAAGGUGUGUGAAAAGCUGUAUGACCCCGACAGGCGUUUGCAUGAGGUUGAAGUGUGUAUGUUCGAGCCAUUCCGGCCCAUGUUGGCUGAACGCUGUGAUGUGCAGAAAGUCGACAAGCAGCUGAUGGCGUCUCCCUAUCAUUUCCUCGAGACAAAGUGGGAUGGUGAACGGUGCCAACUGCAUUACAAUGCGGGUGACUUCAAGUAUUUCUCUAGGAAUGGAUUCGAAUACACCGACUCAUUUGGUCCAAACGAUCGAAUAGGUUCUAUAACACCUCGCCUCUGCAAGCAGUUGAGUCCGAUGGUGGAGAGUGUCAUUCUUGAUGGCGAAAUGAUGGGCUGGAAUACCAAACUGAAAACAUUCGGGUCCAAAGGAAUGAAUUUCGAUGUAAAGUCGUUGAAACUCGGCCAUGUUCAUCAGCCCUGCUUCUGCGCAUUUGAUGUACUGCUACUGAAUGGAAACGUCCUGACGAAUAAACCGUUGAAGGAAAGACUGAAUAUUUUAUCUACUGUAUUUACGCCUUUGGAUGGAGUUAUCAUGCUUACUGAAAGUAUUCAAGUCUCUAGUAGAGCAGACGUAAUGAAAUCCUUGAAUGAUGCUAUUGACAACAGAGAAGAAGGAAUUAUUCUGAAACACCCAGAGUCGAUUUAUAAGCCAAAUUUGCGGACCGGAGGAUGGUAUAAAAUCAAACCAGAGUAUACAGAUGGAGCGAUGACGGACUUGGAUUUGCUAAUAAUUGGCGGUUAUUAUGGAGAGGGUCGGAGAAAGGGAUUGGUCAGUCACUUCCUGCUUGGUGUAGCAGCAGUCAAGGAAGAGUCCAUGGGGGAUCCAAAGGAUUUCCUUGCUGUUGGGAGGGUUGGAUCAGGGUGCACGGUGGGAGAACUGGAGGAGUUGGGAGCUAAACUGGCCGAGCACUGGAAUAAAACAAGAGCUAAGGCUGCUCUGCCGCGCGGAUUGCUUUGGACUAAGGAGAAGCCAGAUCUGUGGAUAGAGCCAGCUAAAUCCUGCAUUCUACAGGUGAAAGCUACAGAAAUCGUUAGAAGCGACGCUUAUCCAGUUAAUUUUACUCUGAGAUUUCCUCGAAUCGAAAAAGUACGAUACGAUAAGAGAUGGCAGGACUGCCUCACAUUGAAAGAGUUCCAUGAACUACGUACGGCAGCUAGUGGUAAACUAUGCUCAACGCACAUCCAAUCCACAUCAGAUCUUCCAAAAAGUAAACGCAUCAAAUUGUCGCAGCCGGUGGCAGCGGUUAGCCUUGAUCGCAUCAGCUUCGACGUGAAGAGGGUGAAACGUGUCACAAAUCUGUUCGAAGGCAAGGAAAUCUGUGUUUUCUCCGGCGAUACGGAAAUUACGAAAAAGGAAAUUGAAACGAAAAUUGCUGAGAAUGGUGGAAAAGUUACUCAAAAUCCAGGUACGCAGACACAUCUCAUUAUCUGCGGUUCCGAGAAGAAUUCGAUCAGAGUGCGAAAUGCAGUUUCGUCUGGGAAGCACGACAUCGUGACAGUGAGCUGGUUUCUGCAAUGCGUCCAAUUGGGAUACUUGGUUGAUUUUCACCCCAAAGAUUUGAUCUGCAUGUGUGAAGAUACAAGUGAGAGAAUGAAAAUAAUGUAUGAUGAGUAUGGUGACAGUUUUACUGAGCCUACAACUUUGGAAAACUUGAAAGAAGUCUUGAGUAGAGUUGAAAGAAGGAACAAUGAAGAGGAACCAUUGUCUGCAAAAUCCAAACAAAAACUGGACAAUCUACUGUUUGAUGGUCACAACCCAUACGCAAUUUUUCGCCAAUAUUGUUCAUAUUUUUUCAAUUAUAAUCCUGAGGAUUCGAACCACUUCGCAAAUCCCCUGAAUGUCGCCGCUAUCAAAUUCAAGUACUUGGGAGGAACUAUCUCCAAUGACAUAGAUGAGAGGACAACAAAUGUCAUACUUCAUUCAAG
This is a messenger RNA of Nilaparvata lugens (brown planthopper), 2388 nucleotides long. It is a transcript of the gene DNAlig4, whose product is annotated as DNA ligase 4. The record is from RefSeq and is a predicted model, not a curated record. Lineage: Eukaryota; Metazoa; Arthropoda; Insecta; Hemiptera; Delphacidae. Gene Ontology annotation, biological process: DNA recombination; DNA biosynthetic process; nucleotide-excision repair, DNA gap filling. Gene Ontology annotation, cellular component: DNA ligase IV complex; DNA-dependent protein kinase-DNA ligase 4 complex. Gene Ontology annotation, molecular function: ATP binding; DNA binding; DNA ligase (ATP) activity.